AUGUCAGCGGCUAACCCUGGUGGGCCCAUUCCUCCUUAUCUCAUGUAUGCCGCCUAUCAGCAACAACAACAGCAACACUCUCCCACUGGCGGUCCAGGUUUAUCGGCUACUGAAAUUGCCAUGCAGAUGCAGCAACAACAGCAGCAGCCAAGAUCGGCAUCACAGCCAGCUACUGGUCCUGGCAACAAUCAAUACAUCCAACAACAGCAGCCGUUGAAUAUGCCUGUGUCGCCCCAGGGUAUUAUAACACCUCAGCAAGUCAUGGCUGUUCACCAGAUGCUACGUCGUGAAUAUGAGCAGCAGCAACAGCAACAACAACAGAAUCGAGCGACCCCCGAGGCGGCUGAUACGUCAACUCCCGCUGUGGACCCUAAUAGUAGUGGGGGAGGAGGCCAGGAAGAGCCGUUAUAA
This is a messenger RNA of Perkinsus marinus ATCC 50983, 411 nucleotides long. RefSeq lists its product as hypothetical. The record is from RefSeq and is a predicted model, not a curated record. The coding region runs from base 1 to 411 and encodes 136 amino acids. The transcript has a single exon. NCBI's taxonomy places the organism in Eukaryota, Perkinsozoa, Perkinsida, Perkinsidae.